AUGGCUGCAGUAAGAGCCUCCACCCUUCAUCCUCCACCCUUCAUCCUCCACUCUUCAUCCUCCACCCUUCAUCCUCCACCCUUCAUCCUCCACCCUCCAUCCUCCACCCUCCAUCCUCCACCCUUCAUCCUCCACCCUCCAUCCUCCACCCUUCAUCCUCCACCUUCAUCCUCCACCCUUCAUCCUCCACCCUCCAUCCUCCACCCUUCAUCCUCCACCUUCAUCCUCCACCCUCCAUCCUCCACCCUUCAUCCUCCACCCUCCAUCCUCCACCCUUCAUCCUCCACCCUUCAUCCUCCACCCUUCAUCCUCCACCCUUCACCCUCCACCUUCAUCCUCCACCCUUCAUCCUCCACCUUCAUCCUCCACCCUUCAUCCUCCACCCCUCAUCCUCCACCCUUCACCCUCCACCUUCAUCCUCCACCCUUCAUCCUCCACCCUUCAUCCUCCACCCUUCAUCCUCCACCCUCCAUCCUCCACCCUUCAUCCUCCACCUUCAUCCUCCACCCUCCAUCCUCCACCCUUCAUCCUCCACCCUCCAUCCUCCACCCUUCAUCCUCCACCCUCCAUCCUCCACCCUUCAUCCUCCACCCUCCAUCCUCCACCCUUCAUCCUCCACCCUUCAUCCUCCACCCUUCAUCCUCCACCUUCAUCCUCCACCCUUCAUCCUCCACCUUCAUCCUCCACCCUUCAUCCUCCACCCUUCAUCACAUGGUUACAUCACUUCUCAGCCCCAACACUCAUAUAGAGCUGCACCUGCUGACGCUCACACUCACUCACCUUACCACCAAUUACUACGAAACCUGCAGGAUGGGUCUGAACUGUACGGAGCUGGAUGAUGUUCUGGAGAGGUACUACCUGUCUCCGUUCUACGCCAUCCAGUUCUGCAUCGGUUUCCCUGGCAACCUCCUGGUUAUACUGGGAUACAUAUUUUGUUUGCCGGCGUGGCAGAGCUGUAAUGUUUACCUGUUCAGCCUGGCGGUGUCCGACCUGCUGUUCCUCUGCACGCUGCCACGCCUCUCCUACCUCUACGCCAACGACCAAUCAGAGAGCAGCCCUGUUGGUUGUGUUGUUAACCGCUACAUCCUGCAUGUCAACCUCUACUCGUCCAUCCUGUUUAUGGUUUUGCUGAGCAUGGAUCGCUUCCUGCUGAUCAGACACCCGACCCGGAGCCACUACCUGCUGCGGCCCCGGGCGGCCCUGCUGGUGACCGGCCUCAGCUGGCUGCUGGUCAACGUGCAGGUCGCUCCAAUGAUCUUCCUGAUGCUGCAGGACCUGCAGACAGGGAACUGGAGCCGCUGCAAAGACUUCGCCAGCCUGAAAGGAGACAUCAGUUCUCUGGGCUACAGCCUGGGGUUGACCCUGACGGGGUACGUCCUCCCUCUGGUUGGUCUUUGUGUCUUCUCCUACCAGAUCGGACACCUGCUGCGUGUCCAGGAGAGGGCCGUGCAGCGCAGGACCACGUCCUACAAGCGUCCUCUGAGGGUGGCUGCGUCGGCGGCCAUCAUGUUCCUGGUGAUCUACAGCCCGUACCACCUGCUGAGGAACGUCAGGAUAGCGUCGGUGCAGGCGUGGGCGGGGCUGCCGCUCUGCACCACCAUGUACAUAGAGGCCGCUUACAUCAUCACCAGACCUCUGGCCUUCCUGCACAGCGUCAUCAACCCUGUGUUCUACUUCUUCAUGGGAGACAAGUUCAGAGAGCUCCUCCUCACCAGGUUCAGGAAGCUGGUGAGAAAGAAAGAGAACCUGCCACAAAGAGAACCGGCCUGA
Molecule: messenger RNA, 1770 nt
Organism: Centropristis striata (black sea bass)
Lineage: Eukaryota; Metazoa; Chordata; Actinopteri; Perciformes; Serranidae
Product: succinate receptor 1-like
Exons: 4
Coding region: 1-1770 (589 amino acids)
Biological process (GO): G protein-coupled receptor signaling pathway
Cellular component (GO): plasma membrane
Molecular function (GO): G protein-coupled receptor activity
Source: RefSeq, a predicted model, not a curated record